Messenger RNA from Hyaena hyaena (striped hyena), 5677 nucleotides. RefSeq names its product EF-hand calcium binding domain 14 (gene EFCAB14). Bases 974 to 2452 code for a protein of 492 amino acids. The record is from RefSeq and is a predicted model, not a curated record. NCBI's taxonomy places the organism in Eukaryota, Metazoa, Chordata, Mammalia, Carnivora, Hyaenidae. The transcript has 11 exons.
GCUGCCAAAGGGGAAGUGAGCUGGGGCUGGAGAGAUGGCCCGGGUUUGGAGCCCGCGGCCGCCGCCGCCGCCGCCGCCACCACCGCCUGCACGUUUGGAGCAGCUGCGGCUGCAACCGGAGCGGGGGCCGGAGUCGCGGCUGGAGUGGAAGCGGCGCGUGUGAGUUGCCGAGAGUCGCCCUUGCCGGAACACCUCAAACUCUGGGCGGGAGCACUUGAGGUGGGCUGAGCCGCCGUAGCCCCUCCGCACCGCGCCACCCCGCUGGCCCUGACAGCAGGGGCCGAGGUCUCCCAAGUGAGGGACUGGCACUUGGCAGGCUGAGCACUCCAAGCCGGGCUCGAGGCCUUCCUCAGUCUCGGGCUUCCUUCAAACUCAGGGCGGAGGCUGGAGGACAGUGAUCACCCCCGACCCGCGCAUUUUCUUGGCGCCUAGGCUGUGUCGGGGUUGUAGCGGCUGCGAGCCCCCUCCCGCUGUCACCUCUCCAGCUAGAGAACGACUAGCGCGUUCCCACUGUCUAGCUCUGCACCUCCGCCUCUCCUCUCAUUCAAGAACAAGUUUCUUUUCGCUCUCUAUUGGAAGUCGUGCCCCGGAAGGCCAGAACACCCAUCUUUGAGUCCUUCCCCAGCUCCUGGAGCACAGUUAGAAAGAGCUACUUAUCGGGAGUUUGAGGUUGCUCCUCUAUCCACCUUCUUAUCUAAUUGAUACUCCAUGCCUAGACCCUUACCCAUUUUGAUCACCAGCUCCCUGGCCAUCUCUAUGUGACUUCCCCCACCCAUCUGAGUUCCACUUUCCUCUGGGCCCCAGUCUCCAGCCCCCAGCGGAUCUGGUCAGUCCCACCCCUGGGUGGGAGUGACCCAGGGCUCUGGCCCAGAUUCCCACCCUGGAAGGCAGCUCCAAGGCAGGGAGAGAAUUGGGCGUCGGGUACGAACCUGGCAGCUCAGGAGUGGGCGCUCCACUCACCCCACACAAGAAGAUGAAGAAGCGCAAAGAGCUCAAUGCAUUGAUCGGCUUGGCUGGAGACAGUCGGAGAAAGAAGCCCAAGAAAGGCUCAGGCCAUCGACUCCUUCGCACUGAGCCUCCUGACUCAGACUCUGAAUCCAGCUCUGAGGAGGAAGAGGAAUUCAGUUUAGUUGGAAAUCGCUCUCGUUUUGUCAAGGGAGACUAUUUACGAUGCUGCAAGAUCUGUUAUCCCCUCUGUGCUUUUGUCAUCCUUGCUGCCUGUGUUGUGGCCUGCGUUGGCUUGGUGUGGAUGCAAGUUGCCCUGAAGGAAGAUCUGGAUGCCCUCAAGGAAAAAUUUAGAACAAUGGAAUCUAAUCAGAAAAGCUCAUUCCAAGAAAUUCCCAAACUUAAUGAAGAACUACUCAGCAAACAAAAACAACUCGAGAAGAUUGAAUCUGGGGAGCUGGGAUUGAACAAAGUCUGGAUAAAUAUCACAGAGAUAAAUAAGCAGAUUUCUCUGUUGACUUCUGCAGUAAACCACCUCAAAGCCAAUGUUAAGUCCGCUGCGGACUUAAUUAGCCUGCCUGCCACUGUAGAGGGACUUCAGAAGAGCGUAGCUACCAUUGGCAAUACUUUAAACAGUGUCCAUCUCGCUGUGGAGGCAGUACAGAAAACUGUGGAUGAACAUAAGAAAACCAUGGACUUACUGAGGAGUGAUAUGAAUCAGCACUUCUUGAAAGAGACCAGUGGAGGCAACCAGAGCAGUCCAUCACCUUCAGCUACAUCAGAACUGGACAAUAAAACCCACAGUGAGAAUUUGAAACAGGAUAUCCUGUACCUUCACAACUCUUUAGAGGAGGUAAACAGUGCCCUAGUGGGGUACCACAGACAGAAUGAUCUUAAACUCAAGGGAUUGAAUGAGACAGUCAGGAACCUUACCCAGAGAGUCAACUUGAUAGAAACAGAUCUGGUUGCUAUGAGCAAGGUAGAAAAGCAAGCGAACCUGUCCCUCAGCGUGAUGGAUGAUAGAGCUGCCACUCUGAAAAGAGAGUCCUUGCAUCAAGGAAUCAACAGAACAUUAAAAGCCCAGAGCAUAGAGAAAGAAGAUAGUUCAGAUUCUCAAGUAUCCAAGCUCAGAGAGAAACUGCAGCUGAUCGGUGCUCUCACAAACAAACCUGAGAGCAACAGGCCUCCAAACACCACCGACAAAGAGCAAGUACAGAGUUUCACAUCAAAGCCAUCAGCAUGGUCAGAAUUUCCACAGUCUCCUGGAGCUCACAUUGAGAAAACUGCCCAGCUAAGACCUGUUGCCCUACCAGGAAUCUCUAGCAUCAAAGAUCUUCAGGAUUUAUUCCACAAGACUGGCCAGAACAUGGAUGGGAAGCUGACCUACCAGGACAUCUGGAACUCCUUGGGCUCUGCUGUGCCAGGACUAGAUACUUUGAAGGAGUUUGAUUCUGAUGGUGAUGGAAGAUAUUCAUUCCUGGAGCUAAGGGUAGCUUUAGGUGUCUAGUCUCAUCAGGCUUUUUUAGAUAUACACCCAGGACUACCUAAUAUCUACUCACCUAACAAGAACAACUGUUUUACUUACCCAUCAAUCCUCCAAUCCUCCAAACUACUGUAGCAGACACAUUGCCACCUUUUAACUUGUUUGAAAAAGCUAUAAAAAGUUAUUUUUUUUUUAAAAAAAAAGAAGGCCGUUUUACUUAUGUGAUACUCAGAAAUCCCUCAUUUCCUAAAACUGAUUAAGAUCUUAAUUUCAAACUUGCCAGAGAAAAGUCAAGCCCUCUUUUUUUUCCUCUUUCCUUUUUUUUUUUUUUAGGGAAGGAGACCUUAUCUUUUAAAACGGGAAAAUGUAUAUAUAGAGAGAAUAAGCCACCUUUUAUAUUUCACAUAAAUUUGCCUUAAAUUAGCUGCACUUUAUACAGGCUCAGAAAAUGUCUUUCCUUUAAAAGGUAGACCUUUUCUGUUUGUAAAUAUUUAAAAUGAAAAAGAAUUGUGCAUAUUUUAUGGGAAGUAGGAAGAAUGGUUUGAAACAGGAUGUAAACAAAUGACUUGUUAUUAACCACUGAAACUAUGUCCCUGUCUCCUUACGGUGCUGCCGCGGGGUUUGGCCCGGAAGCUGAGGAGUAGAUUGGGGAGGUGACACCGUAGGACAGUGCUGCCCCCAGGGUCAGGAAAAUAAUAUUCUGGGUCUUUGUUCCUGUCCCCUCAGCUAAUCCCAGCCUCUGAACCAGAGAAGUCUUGUUGGGGUUCUUUUUCUCACUUUGAAUCCUGUUAUCCAGUGGGGAGCUACGUUUUCCCCACUGAGUGAGCUAGAUUAUCUUCACUCACCCACCUAAGUCCAUCCUCAAGCUAGAGCUGACCGCCACCUCUGACGCGGUCUCCAUUCUGAGGGGCAGGGCAGCACUCUUCCGCUCACUGUCACAGCCUGGCUACCCAGGAGGAGCUUUAGAGGAUAGCUUUGCUCCUCAUUUUGACCCAGGAAGGUCCUUGAGAUUUUACCUGGAGGCUUACUAAGAAGAACCUCAUGUUCCUCUGUGGCCUGAGGCCAAAGAAGCCUACUGCAGCACAUGAAAUCCUGUUUCCCUUAACAGUUGUCAGCUCAGAAGUAGCUAGAGGGGCUCUGUCCAGAGGAUGCCGAACCAUGUGGAGCAGGCCUGUACCGGGGGCUUCAUGUGGUGGUAGCAAGUUUCUUCGGAUCUCAUAACAAGCAAGUGCAAUACUUCUCCCAUUGAAUACUUCUGUAGGCCCCCAGAAAAGUGGGAAAGGUCCCCAGACCGGAAGGAAUUACACCUGUGUGUGUGCUGUGCUAUAUGAAGAGGCAGGCUUUGGACAACACAAAAGGAGAAACUUUGUGAAACUUAAGUGGUGCCGUAGGCCACAUCAGGGAGAAACUGGAGCUUUCACGGCAUAGACUUCUUUAGUAGAGCUCAUUUCUAUUUUAACUUUAUCCAAGUUGCCCUGUUACCCAUGGAUGCAGUCGGGCAUUUUAGGGCUGGGUUUUUUCCUUAUAUGAUGUUCAGUUUAACCUUGAUUUUUUUUCUAAAAAUAUUAAAAUUUAGUUAAAGCAGGAUGAAGUCUUUUCCCGUGAAUGUGUCUGCUUACCUCACAAUGGCUUGUGCUUCUCUCUUUUGGAAAAAACAAAAAAAACAAACACAAAAAAACCUUUCCCUUGCCCAUCUGAGCUAUUUCACUUUCUUGGGAAGGUUAAAAUAUAGUAUAAAACUAGCCUGGCACUUUAGGUACCUUGAAGAUAACUCUUUUUCUUCUGGCUGCCUUCCAUGCCCACCCCCUUUUUAAAUAUAUAUACCCUUACAGAUUUUGUAACAACCAAAUAAAAUUCUAGCAAUAAAUUGAAUUAUACUGCUAUAUUUGUAUAUACUGUACCAUAAAUAGUAUGUCUGUACCUGGAAGGUAUUUUUUUGAGAACUGAUUUAUAUGAAAUACACUUGAGGGUAAUGUAGCUUGUCCUUUUUAGUUUUAAAUUCUUAUUCAUAGGCAGAUACGUUUGAGGGCACUUUAACUCUUUGUUGCCUAUACUUUUCUUUAGUAGCAGAUAGCUAUACCUGGAGAAGUCAGUUUUGUUUUCCAGUUGGUCACCCGUCCCUCCCACCCCCAGCUUGUCUGGCUAGCUAGCACUGUCCCGGAGCCAGCAGUAUGUGCGUCUUCCCUGCCACAUCGGUGGAAGGGUUUCUGCUUCACCCUCAGACUGAAUCCCUUUACUGUAACUGCUGCCCUGUCUCUUGGGCUGACCCAGGGCUUGUUGAGCUCUUUUGUUCCAAGUUGGUCAGAUUCACUGGCUUAAGAGUUUUAUAAGCCACUCACUCAGUGUUAAUUUGGGAGUUUCAUUUGUAAGUUGUCCUAACUUCUCCAGCCUGGGACUUCUGAGCUGUAGUCAAGCCACAUCUGCCUCAUCUCAGGGGAAGAUUGGGUUUUGGUUUCUGUUUCAGAUACUUUUAACUUUUUACUCUGGCAGCUCCUACUGCUGCUGCUUUCCUAAGUUACCCAAAGCACUGCUUCUUGGCCCUUUUUUUCUUUUGCCUUACUAUCUGGGAUAAUGUUUACUUAGCCUCCCUAUAAAUCAGAGGACCAAAAAGGUAUUCUAGGAAGAGAAGAAUCAAAGGAGUAGAGAACCUGGCUUAGGGAUGACUGUAGUGUCAUCCAUCCUAAGGGCAGAGAGGGACUUGGCACUUAGAAACGUGUCUGAUACAGCAAAGCUAAAGGGGACACCCUUCACCUGCCACCGACUACUUUUCCUUCCAUUGGUGUUUCCUCACGUUACGUUGCUUUGCUGGGCGUACCUGUUGUCCCUCACUUCCACCACUGGUCUUGCUCGUCACAGUUGAAGACUUUGACUGUGAUGGGCUCAUACUCCUAAUGGCCUGCUGUUGAGUUGUUUUAAGUGACAGCUUUUGUUUGCUACACACCUCAUUGGCUUACGAACACCAGCUAGAUGUGGUUCCUUCUUUCAUAUCCAAACCAGAACACAUUUGGGUAUUCCUGAGACUUUUAUUAUAGAGUGUGUAUUGUUUGUUAUACGAACCUAACCUACCUUGUUGUUUUCUCAUAUUAAGAAAUGUAAAUCUACUUUGCUUUAGUGGAGCUAUUUUGGUACUGUAUAAGCAAUUUUGGUUCUAUGUAGGGAGUGAAUUCAAGGUCUCUGACUUAAGCUUUGCUUAUUUCAUAUCAGUAAUACAGCUAUUUUAAUUUAUCUAAAUAAAACAUUUCCUUUUUC